This is a messenger RNA of Chinchilla lanigera (long-tailed chinchilla), 5208 nucleotides long. It is a transcript of the gene Brd3, whose product is annotated as bromodomain containing 3. Gene Ontology annotation, cellular component: nucleus; chromatin. The transcript has 12 exons. NCBI's taxonomy places the organism in Eukaryota, Metazoa, Chordata, Mammalia, Rodentia, Chinchillidae. Bases 299 to 2476 code for a protein of 725 amino acids. The record is from RefSeq and is a predicted model, not a curated record. Gene Ontology annotation, biological process: regulation of DNA-templated transcription; chromatin remodeling.
GUCCGCGAACGUUGGGGUUGUGCUGGUUCCGUCCAUCUUGUGGAUCUCUGUUAUAGUUCUCUGUGUGUGAAUUGCCUGAGGCUGGGGAUAGCGGAGGGUGUGACAGGAACACGCUGGCCCGCCCACAAGUGGGUGACACUGUGGACAGUGAGACGAGUCCUUGCGCCACACUUCACCUGGGCACAGGUGGUGUCUGAUUAGGCCCAGAAAUGGGAGCCCAAGCCUCUUCAGGGAGCACGGAAGACACCAGGGCCUCUAUGCACCGGGGCAGUGACGGACAGUGAGCAGCUGCUGGAGGAUGUCUGCCACCACAGCAGCCGCCCCUGUGGGCAUCCCGGCGGCUCCGGGCCCCGUGAACCCACCCCCACCCGAGGUGUCCAACGCCGGCAAGCCCGGCCGAAAGACCAACCAGCUGCAGUACAUGCAGAACGUGGUGGUGAAGACGCUGUGGAAGCACCAGUUCGCCUGGCCCUUUUACCAGCCCGUGGACGCCAUCAAGCUGAACCUGCCUGAUUAUCAUAAAAUAAUAAAAAACCCAAUGGAUAUGGGGACUAUUAAGAAGAGAUUAGAAAAUAAUUAUUACUGGAGUGCGAGUGAAUGUAUGCAGGACUUCAACACCAUGUUUACAAAUUGUUAUAUUUAUAACAAGCCCACAGAUGACAUAGUGCUAAUGGCCCAAGCCUUAGAGAAAAUUUUUCUGCAGAAAGUGGCCCAGAUGCCCCAGGAGGAAGUAGAAUUGUUACCCCCUGCUCCGAAGGGCAAAGGCCGGAAACCGGCUGCGGGGACGCAGAAUGCAGGUACGCAGCAAGUGGCCGCCGUGUCCUCGGUGUCCCCAGCGGCCCCCUUCCAGAAUGUGCCCCCCACGGUCUCCCAGACACCCGUCAUUGCUGCCACCCCUGUACCAACCAUCACCGCCAACAUCACAUCGGUCCCUGUCCCUCCGGCUGCCGUACCACCUCCUCCCGCGACACCCAUCGUCCCUGUGGUCCCGCCCACGCCACCCGUCGUUAAGAAGAAGGGCGUGAAGCGGAAAGCAGACACCACGACGCCCACAACGUCCGCCAUCACUGCCAGCCGGAGUGAGUCCCCCCCGCCACUGUCGGACCCCAAGCAGGCCAAGGUGGUGGCCCGGCGGGAGAGCGGGGGCCGUCCCAUCAAGCCCCCCAAGAAGGACCUGGAGGAUGGUGAGGUGCCACAGCAUGCGGGCAAGAAGGGCAAGCUCUCCGAGCACCUGCGGCACUGUGACAGCAUCCUCAGGGAGAUGCUGUCCAAGAAGCAUGCCGCCUACGCCUGGCCCUUCUAUAAGCCUGUGGAUGCGGAGGCACUGGAGCUGCACGAUUACCACGACAUCAUCAAGCACCCCAUGGACCUCAGCACUGUCAAAAGGAAGAUGGACAGCCGCGAGUACCCAGACGCACAGGGCUUCGCCGCUGACAUCCGGUUAAUGUUCUCAAACUGUUAUAAGUACAAUCCUCCCGACCACGAAGUGGUGGCCAUGGCCAGGAAGCUCCAGGACGUGUUUGAGAUGAGGUUCGCCAAGAUGCCAGAUGAGCCCAUGGAGGUGCCCGCACUGCCUGCGCCCGCGGCCCCGGUGGUGAGCAAGGGCACCGAGAGCAGCCGCAGCAGUGAGGAGAGCUCGUCAGACUCGGGCAGCUCAGACUCGGAGGAGGAGCGCGCCACGAGGCUGGCUGAGCUGCAGGAGCAGCUGAAGGCCGUGCACGAGCAGCUAGCCGCCCUGUCUCAGGCCCCAGUGAACAAACCAAAGAAGAAAAAGGAGAAGAAGGAGAAAGAGAAGAAGAAGAAGGAUAAGGACAAGGACAAGGAGAAGCACAAGGCCAAGUCUGAGGAGGAGAAGAAGGCCAAGGCCGCCCCGGCCGCCAAGCAGGCCCAGCAGAAGAAGGGCCCGGCCAAGAAAGCCAGCAGUACCACGGCGGCCGGCAGACAGCUGAAGAAGGGCGGCAAGCAGGCGUCGGCCUCCUACGACUCGGAAGAGGAGGAGGAGGGCCUGCCCAUGAGCUACGACGAGAAGCGGCAGCUCAGCCUGGACAUUAACCGGCUGCCGGGGGAGAAGCUGGGCCGCGUGGUACACAUCAUCCAGUCCCGGGAGCCGUCUCUGCGGGACUCCAACCCCGAUGAGAUCGAGAUCGACUUCGAGACCCUGAAGCCCACCACACUGCGGGAGCUGGAGCGAUACGUCAAGUCGUGUUUACAGAAGAAGCAGCGGAAGCCCUUCUCGGCAGGUGGGAAGAAGCAGGCGGCCAAGUCGAAGGAGGAGCUGGCUCAGGAAAAGAAGAAGGAGCUGGAGAAGCGGCUGCAGGAUGUGAGCGGGCAGCUGAACAGCAAGAAGCCCCCCAAGAAAGAGAAGACCAGCUCGGCGCCCUCCGGGGGGCCGUCGCGGCUCAGCAGCAGCAGCUCCUCAGAGUCAGGGAGCAGCAGUUCGAGCGGCUCCAGCUCCGACAGCAGCGACUCCGAGUGACCUGGGGCGCAGCCAGAGCAGGACAGACGGACGCCGCACGUGUCGAGGCUCUGCGUGUCCCCUCCUGUGGUCAAUAUACUCCUUUCGUUCCAUGGUGUGCAGGUUUCCUUUGCUUCAGUGUUACGGUAUCUCUGGUUGUGCUCCAGUAGGUCAUGGUCCGCCCUUCCUGCCGCAUGCACGCGGCCACUUCCUGGGAGCCACAGCCACACUGACACCAGAGGAGGCCACAGGGUGCAGUCCAGGACCUGUAGCAGUGCCCUCCACCCGGCCCCGCCUGCCCCACGUCGGGAGCAACUCCUGAAAUGGGUGCUCUGCUCAGCAGCUGCCCACCAUGCCAGCGAGUGGUCUCUGCCGCCUGGGCCACACGCCCGUGAGUUCCAGGCUGGGCUGAGUGAAGGGGCUGCAGCUCACUCAGGUGGGCAAGGGAUGAGCGCCAGCCUCUUCUGCCGGCAGCAGCGGCGGUGGCGGCGUCAAGAGCCCCGGGAAGGGAGCACAGCCACUGUGUGCCCAGCGUGCAGAGUUCCGGACACUGAAACUUUUACCUCAACUUAAAACAAAAAUUUUAAAAAAACCACAAAAGGAGACUUUUUGUAAAGUUCAGCGAUUUUCUACAGAGGUCCAGCCCAGUGUGUCCACGCUUCCUUCAUGCUGCCCAGCUGCUGCUGCCGCACACCCUGGAGCCACUCCCUCAGUUUUAUGUAUAUAUAAAUACUUUAUUUAUUAACAUCAUUGGUCAAUUUUUUAAAAAAAUGAAAAAAAAAAAGCAAAGAAAAACACAAAACUGUCAAAGAAGUGCAUUAAACGCAGCAACGGUGACGUCGGCUUCGGCCGUGGAGGAGACCCAGGCCCGCUGCCUGCCUGGCCGGUGCUCACAUCUGCACUCUUCCUGGGCUUGGCUUUUGGGUUUGGCUUUUGGGUUGUUUCAGAUUUUUAUGUGUUUGGGUUUUUGGUGUUUUUUUGUUUUUUUUUUUUUUUUGGUAUAAACUUUGGAGACUUACAAGUAUAGACACUUUCCAGCUCCAGCACAUUCUAAUUUUUUAUGUUGUUUGUUCAGUUUUCUUGUGUCCAUGCUGGGUCUCUUGAGGACUGUUUGAAAGAAAGCAGUGUAGGGAACCCCCAUUCUAUAACAUAAGCUUUGCAUUCUGAGAGAAAAGAAGUGUAUAGGAAAUCCAAGUCUUGAUUUCUUUUUUUAACUUUGUAUUGUAAAAAAAAAAAAAUAUAUGAGAGUUUACCAGAAGGUUCUGUUUGGGUUUUCUGUUUUCCGGGGCUACCACGCAUUUGGCCUUGGAGUGUUGGCUCUGCCUGGCUGCAUGCGGAGUCCCUUGCCCUGACCCCUGUGUUCUCCGGGUGCAGGGAUCUGGAGGCCUGAAGGUACUCCUGGCUCUUCUACCCCCGAGUUCCCGAGGUGUAGGGCUGGAGCCCCAAGGGCUCGGUGGCCUUUGGCCCGGGUGGCCUUUUGACCACUGGGCUGUGGUUAAUGCCUGCACUUUUGAGUGGGGACAGGUACAAGUCAGCAGCCCCCCUGUCAGGGUGCAAUGUUUAAAAUCAGACCAUGAUCUCAGACUCCGCUGAGGACGCAGGGUGGGGCUGGCCACGUGUUCCUGGUCACUAGUGGUUCCAACACUUGGAGAGUUUCUGAGUUUUCAGCCAUUUGUUGAAACUUUUAAGUCAGUUUUGUUUAUAAUAAAAAUAUAAAUGGAUUUUAAAGUUCCAUUUUUUAAAGUUACCCUUGUUUUUCAAAGGUAUUUUUUAACAGAUCUUUAAUAGAAUAUUUAAACUGUGACUUUAAGGAAUUAACACAUGACAAAAUUGACAGGUCUUUGCUGGGGAUCUGGGUAGCCGUGUGUCCCAAAGGUGCCUGCUCAGCCCGAGCCAGGGUGCCUGGGGAACGGCGGGAGAGGUGUCGCUGGCCCGAGAGGCAGCUAGCCCUCUGCGAGGAGGGUCACCAGGGCUGUGGUCCGAAUGAGCAGCUGUAGUUCAAUGGUGCUGUAACUCUAAGGCUUCCUGUCCAGACUUCAAAACUGUUCUCGGGGUUUUGGCGGGUCACUGACUCCCCUGACCCCCGGGAUGUGUCAGGCCGCAGUGGUUGCCAUCCGUCACCUCUCCUGGGCCAGGACGCCACAGGAAGUUAGACCUUCCUGGUGGAGGCUCCCUGGGGAAGGACAGGGACAGUGGCAGUGGCCGUCACCACGGGAAGGACCUGAGGACCCUCCCGGGAGCGGUGCUGAGGGCAGGCUGUGGGUGUUGGGGAGGCCCAGAGCCCUCCUCCUGCGGGGCAGCAUGAGCUUGCUAACAACUGUAAGACACGUUUUCCUUUGUGUUCGUUUUGAUUGUGUUCUUUUGCAGCUGUCACGCCUUUUAAGUCAUUUGGGAAGGAAAAAUGCCCAUGUCAAGAAUUGUCACAUCAAGUUUUCUCUCUGUCCCCUAAUACUGGCAUAACACUUCCAAGGAGGUUUUUCUUUUUAUAUUUAAAAUGUUACUUUUCUGUAUGAUGUGCAUGCAAGUUUACCGUAAUUUUUCUUAACACUUUUUAGUGCCGUUUCUAGUAUAUUCCUGUAAAUGUCAGUUACUGAAAAUAAGUCCAAUGUAAGUAGUUUUAGCUUGUUUAUUGCAAUGCUGGCCUCAACACCACAGAAUAAAAAUGGUAGAAAGUACUCUUUGAUGUUUCUGGUAAUCAUGGACCCUUCUCCCGGGGCAUCUGUUUUGUUUUCAUAAUAAAAAGAAAAGAAAAA